UGAUUCCUGUCUCUCAUUCUAUUAGUCCUACUAUCUGCCUGUCCUGCAACCUUGCUGCAUCACUGCACGGGCUCCUACAAUGUUGCUUCUCACUUCUUCAUCUGUGCUUUGAUCCAUCCCUUUGCCCAGAAACUAUUCCAGCGCUCUACGGAUCAAAUUUGUUCAGGCCGUUCUAUGAUUGGUAUCUUUAUGGACCAAAUAUAUUCUCCUAGUUUCGUCUAGAAACAUCACUUAAACUCUCUUCCAGCCUAGUGAAACCCACCUUCUAACAGGAAAAUUCUGCUUGGUUUUGCAUAGUUUGUCUUUCUGCACCCAAGAUCUGUGCAUCCACAAAGCAAACACAACCCCCGUCCGAAGGCAUAUACGCAAAAAAAAAAACUGCAAUACCGAUGACAGAAGUGGCAUUAGCUAUAGCUGGCUUAAGAUUAGCUGCAUCGCCCGUUUUGAAGAAGCUCCUUGCUUAUUCUUCGACGUACCUUGGAGUGGACAUGGCACUUGAGCUCCAUGAACUGGAAGCUACUAUCAUGCCACAGUUCGAGCUGUUGAUUGAAGCAGCAGACAAGGGAAAACACAGGCCCAAGUUGGACAAAUGGCUUGAAGAACUCAAAGAAGCCUUCUACUUGACUGAAGAAUUGCUGGAAGAGCAUGAGUACAACCGCCUCAAGCGCCAAGCAAAGGGGAAGGAUUCUUUGCCGCCCAAUGCCUCCACGAUCGGCAGCACUUUUAUGAAGACUCUGCGUGCUGCAUCAAGCAGGCUGUCCAAUAUGAGCUCUGAGAACAGAAAGCUCCUUCGGCAGCUGCAUGAACUGAAGGCUACCCUGGCGAAAGCCAAGGAGUUCCGUGAACUGCUCUGCUUACCAGCCACCUAUAAUGCAGAGAGCCCCACCAUACCACCAGUUGAUGUUCUUGAGGCCACAUCACUACAACCUAUGAAAGUGAUUGGUCGUGACAAGGAUUGCGAUCAUAUAAUUGAUCGCCUUACCAAGACAACUGCUACUACUGAGUCUGAGUCUAGUACAGCUAUGUACUCGGGUUUGGCCAUUGUUGGAGUUGGAGGCAUGGGAAAGUCCACAUUAGCACAACUUGUUUACAAUGACAAGAGGGUAAAAGAAUAUUUUGAUGUGACAAUGUGGGUAAGCAUCUCACGCAAACUUGAUGUCCGUCGUCAUACACGGGAGAUCAUCGAGUCUGCCUCUCAGGGGGAAUGCCCACACAUUGGUAGCCUUGAUACUCUGCAGCACAAGUUGGCAAACAUACUGCAAGAAUCAGGGAAAUUUCUUCUUGUGUUGGAUGAUGUUUGGUUUGAACCUGGCAGUGAGGGGGAAUGGGACCAACUAUUAGCUCCUCUAGUUUCGCAACAGAUGGGAAGCAAAAUUUUGGUAACUUCUCGAAGGAAUACAUUUCCAGCUGCUCUUUGUUGUGAAGUGUGUCCUCUGGAAAACAUGGAAGAUGCUCAGUUCUUGGCACUCUUCAAACACUAUGCAUUCUCUGGACCAAAAAUCAUAGAUCUGCAGUUGCGCAAAAGGCUUGAAGAUUUUGCAGAGAAGGUUGCUAAAAGACUUGGACAAUCUCCUCUGGCGGCAAAAGUUGUGGGUUCCCAGUUGAAAGGGAAAACAUGUACCAAUGCAUGGAAGGAAGCUCUAAAUAUGAAGAUUAACAAAUUAAGUGAGCCCAUGAGAGCUCUAUUAUGGAGCUAUGAGAAGUUAGAUCCAUGUUUGCAGAGGUGCUACCUAUAUUGUAGCUUGUUUCCAAAAGGUCACAAGUAUGUUACGGAUGAGUUGGUUCUUCUUUGGAUGGCAGAGGGCCUUAUUUAUUCGUACAACCAAAACAAGAGUGUGGAAGAUGUCGGGAGGGACUGCUUCAAGGAGAUGAUAUCUGUCUCCUUCUUUCAACCAGUUAAUGAGAAAUAUCAUGUUAUGCAUGAUCUCCUUCAUGAUCUUGCAGAAUCACUCUCCAAAGGGAACUGCUUCAGAUUGGAAGAUGAUAAGGUGACAGAUGUACCAUCCAGUGUUCGACAUCUAUCUGUUCGUGUUGAUAGUAUAAUGCAACACAAGCAAAGUAUCUGCAAGCUACAUCAUUUACGCACUAUUAUAUGCAUAGACCCCCUAAUGGAUGAUGUAGUUGACCUUUUUAACCAGAUACUACAGAAUUUGAAGAAGUUGCGCGUACUAUAUUUGUCAUCUUACAGUAGUAGUAAGUUGCCAGAAUCUGUUGGUGAGUUGAAGCACCUUCGGUAUUUGAAUAUCAUCAGAACAUUGAUUUCUGAAUUGCCAAGAUCUCUGUGUACUCUUUACCACUUGCAGUUACUUCUGUUCAAUCACAAAGUCGAGAAUUUGCCAGAGAAACUCUGCAAUUUAAAGAAGUUACGGCAUCUUGAAUAUCGUCAGGAUCUAUAUUACAUGCCCAAGAAAGCACUGCCUCAAGUUCCUAACAUCGGCAAGCUAACUUCUCUUCAACAAUUUGAAGAAUUUUCAGUGCAAAAUAAAAUGGGUUAUGGGUUCCUACAGCUAAGUGACAUGAACCAGAUCCGUGGAAGUUUAAGUGUCACAAAUCUUGAGAAUGCCACUGGGAAGGAUCAAGCCUUGAAAUCAAAGUUGUAUCAGAAAAUUCAUCUUCGCAGCUUGCAACUUGUCUGGAGUUGCAAGGAUGACAUAAACUCUGAGCAUAGCUUACAUUUGGAGAUUCUAGAAGGCAUGAUGCCACCGCCUCAACUUGGGGCCCUUAGUAUUCACGGUUACAAAUCGUCAAAAUAUCCAGGCUGGUUACUUGAUGGUUCAUAUUUUGAGAAUUUGGAAUCCUUAAGCUUUGUUGAUUGCAGCAUGGUAGAAAGCCUACCAUCCAACACUGGACUAUUUGGAAAUUGCGCUUCUCUUGCCCUCCGCAAUGUGCCAAACCUGCAGAUGCUACCUUGUCUUCCACUAGGCCUUAAAAUAUUAGUAGUAGAGAAAUGCCCACUGCUUAUAUUUAUCUCCAACAAUGGGCUGGGAUAUCUUGAUCAGAGGGAGAAUAUCAUGAGGACAGACCACUUGGCAUCACAACUUGGUUUAAUCUGGGGGGUGGGUUCAGGAUCAUAUAUGAGGAAUGCGUUCUCAUCUGAACAUUCAGUUCUGAAGCAGCUGAUGAUAUCAAUGCAUGCUGAUGUGUCACAUGUUCAGAACCUUGAAAGUGCUCUAGAAAGAGAGAAAGACGAAGUGUUGGUAAAAGAGGAUAUCAUCAAGGCAUGGAUAUACUGUCAUGAGCGGAGGAUGGGACUCAAGCAUGGAAGGAGCAUUGAGCCGCUGCUGACUCCACCAGCAGGACUUCAUGAACUCACUCUUUCUUCAUGCUAUAUUACGGAUGGAGCUUUAGCUGUUUGCCUUGAUGGCCUGGCUUCACUAGAAAAACUGUUCUUAGCAGAGAUUAUGACUUUAUCUACACUUCCUUCAGAAGAGGUCUUCCAACGUUUGGCAAAACUUGACCGCUUGGACAUCAAACAUUGCUGGUGUCUCAGGUCAUUAGGGGGCUUACGAGCUGCCACCUCUCUUUCAUGUCUCAUUUUGAAUUAUUGCCCUUCUUUAGAGUUGGCAGAUGGAGCAGAAUGCUUGCCAUUAUGCCUUCAAAGAUUAAGUAUAACUGGUUGCGUGCUUGCACCUGACUUCCUCUGCGGUGACUGGCCACACAUGGAUCGUAUUUUCAUAUCCUACUGUAGAAGCACCGCAUGCUUGUCUGUUGGUAAUCUCACCUCCGUUGAAUCACUCUACAUGUAUUACUUGCCAGAUCUAUGUACACUCGAAGGAUUGUCUUCCUUGCAUCUUAAAGAUGUACAUUUGAUUGACGUUCCGAAACUCACCCCCGAGUGUAUCUCACAGUUUCGAGUCAAGAAGUCACUCUAUGUUAGUAGCUCUGCUAUACUCAACAAAAUGCUUGCGGCUGAAGAUUUCACAGUUCCACCAUUUCUCUGUUUUGAAGCAUGCAAGGAACCAUUCAUUUCACUAGAAGAAUCUGCAUAUAUCACUUCUGUCAAGAUCCUGUGCUUCUUUAACUGUGAACUGAUUUCCCUGCCAACAAAUCUGAAGUGUUUCUCCAAUCUGAAGGAUCUACAUAUCUCUAACUGCCCUAACAUAUCAUCUUUACCAGAUUUGCCAUCCUGCCUCCAGCGCAUUUUCUUAACGGGUUGUGGUGAGCUCUUGAAGGAGAGUUGCCGACAACCUGAUGGAAAAAGUUGGCCAAAGAUCGCGCAUAUGCGCAUCAAGGAAAUUAGUUCAACCGUGAUUUAGAUUUCCACCUACAAAUAAAUGGAAUGCAGGCCCAAGAUGUGUGCCUGUUAUGGGGUGGAGUUCCUUAUGCUGGCUCAUCUUACAAUUGAACUAUGUUUCCUACUUCAUCGGCUGGUGCUGAUUGGUCCUCCUUCUUUGGCCAAUUGCCUCAUGAUGACGAGGUGCAUUGGCCUUAAGAGUUGGAAGCUACUAUGGCAAGGCUGGUAAUUAUGCAACAUGGGCACCAGUCUAUUAUGUAUGUCAAUUUAUCAUGACUGAUGCGUGCACUUUAAUGUAUUCAUCCUCCAGUAGAUAACUGUUGUUUAGCUGUUUUCUGUUUGUAUGAGAGGCAAGUAGCGGUGUCCGUGCUCUGUUUUGCUGGUGCUACCACUGAAAUGCAUCACUGUAUGUUUUGCAAGUAGCGGUACCAUGACUUGCUCGCAACAUUUGCUCCAGCUUGUUGCUUAGCUCUGAUACUACUUUUCAAGUUUUGUAUAUGUUGUCAUCCCAAAGUUUGUUACGACGCUGCCUACGUGUUGUUGGCCUAAUUCGGAGGUUCUCUGUAUAUCUCUCUCUUUCUCUCUUGUUAGCCCAAUGGCACGACUUGACUGAAAUGCACUUACUUUGUAUCCAGCGGCUGUGCUGGUCGAGUCCAAUGGCUAAGUUG
Molecule: messenger RNA, 4902 nt
Organism: Triticum dicoccoides
Lineage: Eukaryota; Viridiplantae; Streptophyta; Magnoliopsida; Poales; Poaceae
Product: putative disease resistance RPP13-like protein 1
Exons: 3
Coding region: 390-4256 (1288 amino acids)
Molecular function (GO): ADP binding
Source: RefSeq, a predicted model, not a curated record